Molecule: messenger RNA, 1589 nt
Organism: Haliotis rubra (blacklip abalone)
Lineage: Eukaryota; Metazoa; Mollusca; Gastropoda; Lepetellida; Haliotidae
Exons: 11
Coding region: 93-1013 (306 amino acids)
Source: RefSeq, a predicted model, not a curated record
UGCCUUAGGUGUAUUACGACUACAACUACCAGCUGGUCAGGUUCGACUCCCGUCCCGGUAUAGUGUUCCCUUACUACAGCCCCGAUGCCAACAUGGAAAUCCAUGACUACAAUACUGGUGUGGCCUACGUCGUGGACUGGUCGCUCUUCAACUGCAGCAUUGUGCCCAUAGAGAACAGCACCUCGCGCAACACUUCGUCGGUCCCGAUCCAUCUCAGGAAUCCAGAACAGCUUUUUUAUCUUGAUUCAUCCUAUGCCUAUUCAGGACAGGAUUACUGGACAAGUGCAAAUGACAUAGGAAAUGACAGUCCAGAUACACCGGUUAGGCUGGAAAUAAACGACCCUUUGAGUGGGUUAAAUUACAUAUACGACUUCUACGAUUUCAAUCAGGACCACCCCAAUGUGCUCAACGCCUUCAUAAUCACACCCUGCUUUACAGAUGAUCAAAGGACUAAUUUCCAGAUAACUUUCCCAGGAGACGCAAGUGACUUCCUUACAGAUCACAGACUUGAGUUGCAAGAGCAGAUUGUUAUGCAAAUUUCGAAACUGACAACUUUGAGUCCUAUUCGGAUACAAAGAACCUCAAUUUAUUGGGAUGAAGAAAACACGUACUUCCUGGGAACUCUCUUGGACAAGGCGCCGUCUAUUGCUAAAUUCCGACGUUGGCCCAACCUCGUUGCCCAGUAUAAAGAUGAUAUGACGAUCUCAGGCGUGACUAAUGCUUUCACGUGUGCAAGUGCGUGCGACCAGGCGACAGGAACCUGCAACAGCUUCGACAUUUGCCCGAGUGCGCAGACGUGUGCGCAGAGUCAGCAGUAUACCCCUGAUGGAACCCAUUUGUCAACAAGCGGCACCUGCGACCACUAUUCACGUGUGCUGUCCGGACCAGUAGACCACGAAAUUGGACUUAAAGAUGCCUACAUUUCAUUGAAAAACUAUGUCUUAACGAACGGAUUUAAAGUAACACUUUCACAAUCGAAAAAAAACUUUUACCGCUUCUACAAUAACGACUGAAGUUCUUAGAAAUCCAACCUUAGGGUCAUCGAACAAAGCUACCAGCCCCAGUACAACUCAAGCAAUAACAGAAGGGCCAGCGAAAGUAACUGCACACACAGAAUCUCACUCAUCAUCAGCGACACCGACAACCACGACUGGAUCGACAACAGCUACAUCCACAUCAACUACUAUCAAGGUGCAGAAACCUACUCCUUGUGCUUGUGUCUGCAACAGUCCCACGACGUCAGCUGCAUCCACAUCAGCUACUGUCAAGGCGGAGGAAACUACUCCAUGUGCUUGUGAAGGCAAGCGCUCUACGUUGUUGGCUGCAUCACCCUCCUCCACAAAAACGUUUACAGGAGGACACAAAACAUCACCGUCGUCGUCGGCGACGCAGUGUGGGGAAACGUCACCGUCAAAAUCUUCCCCAGCAACAGGUACACUUGUUGGAGUAGCAAUCGCAAUGUUGGUUCUGGGCGGCAUCCUCGGUGGCGUCAUAGUUUUCUUCAUUCAACGACGUCGCGGGGGUGAUAUAAAGUACGACAAAUAUAUAACCAACCCAGCGUACACUCAUUAAACUGCGUUAGAGUAACA